Sitophilus oryzae (rice weevil) is the source of this 1689-nucleotide messenger RNA. Its product is annotated as fibroblast growth factor receptor substrate 2. Bases 256 to 1503 code for a protein of 415 amino acids. Gene Ontology annotation, biological process: cell surface receptor protein tyrosine kinase signaling pathway. Gene Ontology annotation, cellular component: cytoplasm. NCBI's taxonomy places the organism in Eukaryota, Metazoa, Arthropoda, Insecta, Coleoptera, Curculionidae. The transcript is spliced from 9 exons. The record is from RefSeq and is a predicted model, not a curated record.
GUGAAGAAGAUGACAUCUCGAAACGUUUAUGCGUCUAUUGUAGAUAUUUAUAUUAUGUAGUUUAAAAAGAAAAAAUAUUUUAUUAGCUAAAUUAAGCCAAAGAAAAUGUGGUUUAUUAAAGGAUGUAUCCAACGUCUUUGUCAGAUUGAUGGUAUUGAUUACAAUUUAAGUUAACAAAACGAAACUAACCAUCGAACCUUUCCAAGGUAUUUCAUUAAAGGCCUUUAAAAGUUUUCAUAAAAAAUCUCAGUAAAAAUGGGCUGCGUUAACAGCAAAGCAGAUAUCAAUGAUACACAUCCAAAUCUCUUUCAUGUAAUUAAUGUAAAUGAUCGAGGUAGACCUGUUAGUAGAGGAAAACUGGAGGUGACAGAAAGUGAACUAAUUUUUCAUCAGAAAGGAAAGAAUCCUAUUAAAUGGCCACUCCGAUCAUUACGAAAAUAUGGAUGGGAUGUUGAUACUGAUGUAUUUAGCAUAGAAUGUGGUAGGCGCAGUCCAACAGGGCCAGGUUAUUAUGCUUUUAAAUGUAAGAAAGCUGAACAACUGUUUAAUAUGGUACAGCAAUAUAUUUUAGGAGGAAUUCAAGAGAGCAUGGAGAAUUCUAAUCAUGCAAAUCCAUUGAAUCAAAACACUGAAUUUUCCGUCCCAGCUGUAUUAACAGGACAAGGACCACCAAUUCAACGACAGUCAGAAGGACACGCUGUUUAUACUCAGAAUGAUUCUAGUCAUCUAAACCCUACUCAUUCAAUUUCAAGAUCCCAUACUGGAAUACUGAGUCGCCCUGGUUCAGUAUCGAGUAAUGGGGGACAAUUAAGUCCUACAACAAUAUCUCCACCACCAGUUAUCACAGAAAAUCCUUCAUUAGAACAUAACAACAAUAAAAGGAACACUGUGUUGGUGGAAAAUGGCAUUGGGCCUCCUAAUUAUGCCAAUUUAAAUCCCUGUGAUAUAACUGAUACUACUAACCAUGUCUAUAUGAAUGUUGAUGCCAAAACAAUAGUGAGCAACUUAAACCAAAGUAAUUUUGUAGAGAAUAGGGAAAGUCAUAGAGAAUUUGUUGAAGAAAUACAUUCUUAUGCAAAUAUAGACAAUCGAGAUGUAGAAAAUUUAAAUUUUCGACAGCAACUAAAUACUGUUACAAAUGUAAUUUUACCAAAUCAUGGAGAUAUAGUUCAAAUGUACACAAGCAAUAGUGUACCUUGUACUCCUACCAUAUACAAUGAUACUGAAUAUGUUAUGGUACGAGAAGUAAAUUAUGCUGAAUUAGACUUGGAUUCUAAUAAAAAUAAUAGUGGUACAUGCUCAAAUGAUUACCCUCAAAACCAAAUACAAGAUACCAAAGUUACCAGACUACAAGAAAGUCCUAGCAUGAAGAAGAAAAGUUAUGCUACCAUUGAUUUUCCUAAAACUAUUGCUCUUAGCCAAAGCAUUAAUCCUAAAGCAGAAAUGGAAGAAGGUAGUCGUAAAACACGACACAAUUCCACAAUAAACUCUCUGAGUGAUUAGCUGGAAAAUGAACAAUAUACAGCUUGUUAAAAUUGGAGAUUAGAGCCUGGUAAAUAAAAAUGGUGCCAGUAUGUGUUACAAGUAUUCUACCAAAGCAAAAAGUCCAUGCCAAAAUUUAGAUUAGAAAUAGUGUAAAAAGAAUUAUAAAUACUGUAUUAACUUUUAAAUAAAGAUAAUUUUCCUAUA